AAAAUUUAGUUCAAUGGUUCACCAACAUGUGAAAAUGUUGAUUUUACCUUGUUUGCUAAUCAUAUCAGCUACGUAUGGAUCUGCUGAUUCGCAGUUUGUUUAUGAUAAAAUGAAAUAUCAGGUGGAAGUGCAAAAAUGGUUGAAUAAAGUUGAGCCAACUUUGGGCGAAUUUAAAGCCCUAAUUAAUCGCCUUAAUUGGAACGAAGUGACAGGGGAUUACGAUGAAAAAUCCGCAAAGCAACUGAAAAAAUUAAUGGAAGUUAAAAAUUUAUGGAAGAAUAAAAUAUGCGAAGCAGAUUUUAAAUUCGAGUUUUUAACUGAAGAACAGGAGAGAAAAAUUCAUUUGUUUUGCAGAGGUGCCAAGUUUACCGAUGAUAUUUUGUUUCGUUAUUCAAAAUUAAUGCGAACCUUACUGGAAGAAUAUCAGGAUCCUGUUUGUCUACCACAAACUUCACCGUUAAAAAAUCAAGAUAUGUCUGACGAUUUCCCAAAACCUGGACAGUGCGUUAACGGAGAACCCGACCUUGAAAUUUUUAUGAGGAACACAAAUCAUUCUGUAGAAGAAUUAAAAUACAUUUGGACGUUAUGGCAUAAUUUUGUUGGACCUAGGAUAAAAAACGAUUUUUAUAUGGGGGUUAUGUUGCAGAACAUUGCUGCUAAGAAAAAUGGCUAUAAUGACAUGGGAGAAGUCUGGAGAGAGGAGCUUGAAAUUCCCGAUCUGGAAACAUACGUGGAAAACCUAUACAAAGAAAUUGAACCUUUUUAUGUAGCAUUGCAUGCUGUCGUCAGACACAAGCUGUAUAAGAAACACGGCAAAUUAAUUAUUGAUCUCAAAGGGCCAAUCCCAAUACAUUUAUUAGGUAAUAUGUGGGGGCAAGAUUGGUCGUCACUGAUCGACUUGUUUACAACGGAAAAGCAGAAAAUUAAUUUAGAUGAAAGAAUAAAAAAAGGACACCCGAAUGAGAGGACCUUGGUCUUGGAAGGAGAGGAUUUUUAUACUUCUCUGGGUUUUCCAAAGUUACCCCAACAGUUCUGGAAACAUUCCAUUUUUGAGAAAAUUAAUAGUACCACAGUUUGUCAUGGGUCAGCAGCAGAUUUAUAUUACGGAGAUUACAGGAUGGUUAUGUGUGGUGAAGUUUCAAUGGAUACGCUUCAUGUAAUCCAUCACGAAAUGGGUCACAUCUACUAUUUCAUGGCAUUUGAAAAUCAGGAUCCAAUAUUUAAGGACGGUAGUAAUAGUGCAAUCCACGAAAGCAUUGGAGACGCCAUAAUGCAUGGGGUAAUGACCCCCCAACAUCUCCACCGAAUCGGGGCUCUAAACGAUGAUGAACUUUACGACCCAGAUGUGGAAACUUUGCUGUUAUUCAAGCAGGCUUUGAACAAAAUACCCGAGCUCCCCUUUGCGUUGGCCUUGGAUAAAUACAGAUGGGACGUAUUUAAGGGAGCAAUUUCUUACGACGAUUUGAAUGGAGCUUUCUGGAAGUUAACCUUGAAGUAUAGAGGGGUUGUUGCUCCAGAAGAAAGAGGGGAGGAAUAUUUUGAUGCCGGUGCUAAGUUCCACGUCCCAGACAACACCCCGUAUAUCAGGUAUUUCUUGAGCGGCAUAAUCCAAAUGGAUAUUUUUAAAAGUCUCUGCGAGCUCUCCUUAUUCAACAAAACCAAUUACUUGAACGAAGAGAAUAUCCCGUUACAUAGGUGCGACAUCUACGGCUCUAAAGAUAGUGGAAAACGGCUUUGGUCUAUGAUGGAAAGAGGAGCUGGAAUUCAUUGGUCUGAAGCAAUGAAAAUAAUUACAGGCAAGGAUAAAAUUUCCUCUAAACCUGUUCUGGAGUAUUACAAACCUGUCUACACUUGGCUUCUGGAUUACAUUGAGAAAAAUAAUGUCUACAUAGGAUGGUAACUGGCCCAAUCAUUGACCUAUUAUAUUUAGUUCAGCAAUGAAUGUUUUAUUUCAUGUGAUUAAAAAAGUUAAUGUUUUCUAUGGGUUAA
Messenger RNA from Brassicogethes aeneus, 1989 nucleotides. The record is from the annotation of a GenBank genome assembly. NCBI's taxonomy places the organism in Eukaryota, Metazoa, Arthropoda, Insecta, Coleoptera, Nitidulidae.